Molecule: messenger RNA, 990 nt
Organism: Glycine soja
Lineage: Eukaryota; Viridiplantae; Streptophyta; Magnoliopsida; Fabales; Fabaceae
Product: calcineurin B-like protein 7
Exons: 8
Coding region: 95-802 (235 amino acids)
Biological process (GO): calcium-mediated signaling
Molecular function (GO): calcium ion binding; kinase binding
Source: RefSeq, a predicted model, not a curated record
GUAUGAUGGUGGAUGGAUGGUACUAGUUAACUAUGUAUGUAUCAAGUCCUCCUCGCCCAGAGAGAGAGUGUAGGAACACAAAGAAGUAAAAUUGAUGGGGUGUUGUUGCACCAAACAGCGAGUCGAUAAAAAAGAUCCAGCAGUUCUUGCUUCCCAAACCUAUUUUAAUCUUUCUGAAAUUGAAGCAUUGUAUGAUCUGUUCAAGAAAUUAAGCAGCUCCAUCAUCGACGACGGGGUUAUCAGCAAAGAAGAGUUUCAGCUUGGCUUAUUUGGAAGCAGCGAGAAACGGAGCCUCUUUGCCGACAGGGUCUUCGAAUUAUUUGACUCAAAAAAUAAUGGGGUGAUAGAAUUUGGAGAGUUCGUUCAAGCUCUGAGCGUCUUCCACCCAGCAGCGCCACAAACACAAAAAGCAGAUUUUGCAUUUCGACUCUAUGAUAUAUGUCAAAGAGGCUUUAUUCAACGUCACGAGGUAAGAGAGAUGAUACUGGCACUACUAAAUGAGUCGAAUUUGGUUCUGUCUCAUGAGAUAAUUGAGGUCAUAAUUGAUAAGACCUUUGAAGAAGCAGACUCAAAAGGAGACGGAAGGAUUGAUCCAGAGGAGUGGCAAGAAUUUGUAGCUCGAAAUCCAUCCUUAUUAUUGAGGAACAUGACAAUUCCCUAUUUGAAGGAUCUUACUACACAGUUUCAUAGUUUCAAGCUAACAUCAGGCAUUGAAGACUGUACAAGCAGAAGCAGCACAUCCCCUGAGAAAGAUAACAUCUUAGAAUUGAAGGACAAUUUCAACGGUGUCAGCAUUAAUUAAUAUUUUGCGCAAAUAAAAGAGAUAACCAUUGAAGAACAUUUACACAAUUCCUGCGAGCUUAUAUUGUCCAUUGUUCAUUAUCAUAGUGGUCCUAUUGGUAAUUUCAGCCUCGUUGUCUUUCAAAUUUUGCCCUCUUUGUCACGUGGAUACAUGAGUGACUGCUAACACUAUCUUUUAUUAAUCCUAUG